UACAAAAAAAAUUGAACAAACUACAAAAACACAAAAAUGCAAAAAAUUAAACAAUGAAAAAGUGAAUAAACAAAAACACAAAGAAUUCUUAUGAGCAAAUAAGACAAAACAUGAACUUUUUCGUGCUCUAUAUCCCAGAAAAGUCAAAUUUUCAACCUUUGUGCCCAUCUAUAUCCAUAAUUGAUGGCUAGCCAUAAUCCAAACAUAAACGUGUGAAUCCAGUGAACACAGUAUAAACAAACUUAUUUCUACGUAUUGGAUUUAGACAAGAGAUUGAAGAGUACACUACAAUAGCUAAACAAAUCCUUUCUUAUCCACAGAAGUAUUUUUACAAAGAGCAAUGAUAGAUAUGUAUGGAUCAGAAUUGACGUCUCAGAAUUUAAAUUUCAUAUAUUUUAAUUUAUUUGAAAAUGAGCCAAUGACUACCAUCAUCAAUGACUACCAUCUGUUAGUAACAAAGAGUGAUCUUUCGACGGGCUUACGCUAGUAAUAAAAAUUAAAAGCCGUGGAGCAAAUUUUUUUAGCUUUAGCUUUAAAUAUAUUUCCUUCUCGUUUGGAAAAUAUUCUUGAAAUAAAUGUAUCACAGUAUGUACUGAUGUAAAUAUAACACGAAAUGACACUGCAAGGACAUCUACAAUUUCGUAAAGCAAUUUUCGUUCUUGCGUUAUAUAUUCCAUAGUUUUUAUUUGUUUUGUUUUAUAGAGGUCCAUAUUUUUUAGCGUUGUGGUAAAUUUCGAUAUAAACAAACGCUGAAACUAACAUAACUGUCUUCUAGCAAUAUACAUAACUGUCUGACUGACAACAAAUUGUUUGUUGUUGUUUGUAAUAUUCAUUUUUUUCGUUAAGUUGAUAUUUCCUGCAAAGUUGUUUUGACCAAGUGGAGACCACAUCAUCAUUAGAUUGUUGAAGUCGCUUUUAUGUUUUCUUGUAAUUUAUCAAGGACCAUCAUUAGAAAAAACUUUAAAAUGAACGCGACAAGACUAAGAAUAUUACGUCAAAUUUCAGUACUUAGCUAGUUAAAAUACAGAAUUAGUAACACAGCUGUUACAUUUGGCGGGAUUUUUUUAAAAAAACUUAAAUCAAUGCUUUCAAACAACAUUUUAAUUUUUUUUAGAAAAAUAAUUUGUGCAUAUCUUUUUCAAGAAAAAGGUUAGAUGGCGUCACAAAAUCUCACUGAAAAUUUCAUUUGAAUGAGAGACACCAUAAGAUAAAAAGAUUUAAAAGCUAAAAAAAGUAAGAAAACAAAGACAAUAACAACUAAGUAAACAAAAAAUAUAAAGCUUAAAAAUAAACAACAAAUACAAACAAAUGAGAAAUUUCUCUAUGACGUCACGGUUUUCAAUUAAAUGGACGUACAGAAAAGGACAGAAUUUUAAAGAGUGAGAGUUUCUGGUGAGAAAGGAGCACAAAAAUGCUGUCUGAGGUUCUUGGUGAAUUUUUUCACAUCUCUGGUGACCCUUUGAACGGCGCAUUAACAACACAGAAAUCUGAGUUUAAUACCACGGCAACGGAAAAUAUGCAUUCUACGGCAGAUACGAUGAACCAACAAGUUCCGACUACCGGUAAAUUAAGAAAGAAACCUAGAAUUUUAUUUUCCCAAUCACAAGUUAUGGAGUUGGAAAAAAAAUUUAAAGAGCAAAAAUAUUUGUCUGCAUCUGAGAGGGAUCAAAUGGCUAGCAAAUUAAAUUUGACACCAACGCAGGUAAAAAUUUGGUUCCAAAACAAAAGAUACAAAUGUAAAAAACAAACUCUUGAAAAUCGUGCUCGCCCACCUCCAUACGAUUGGUUAUAUCAACGACAAGUUCCUGUUCUCGUGCACAAUGGUCAAACUGCAGGCUGUUUAUCCUAUUGUGGCAAUCGAUCAGGAUAUAUGCCCUCACCGUCUCCAGGUGAUUUGAAUUAUCCUGCAUUUUAUCCUGAAAGUUACAAUACACAACAUUACAAUACAAACUAUUCUGCUACAUCAAGCUACCCCACUUCAUGGCAGUCAUUUUAUAAAUAGUCAGGUAGCUAAUAUAUGUGUCAUUCGUGGACGUAUAACGUCUCCAAAACUAUGCAAUAGAUUGAAUUGGGCGCCGUUUUAUAACAAAAAUGAAAGAAUGCAAAAUCAUUUUUAAUGACGGUUUAUGUGAGAAAUGAAAUUUCAGUUUCUUGUUUCGGUUUUUAACCUUAUUCAGAAGACUCGGAAGACUUCUUUUUCUAAUAUAAGGCUUUAAAUUCGUUUUUAAACUUGUUUUCAAAACAUCUAGCACAACGAGUUCUUAUUGGUGAAUUCAAAUUUCAAGCAGCCAAUCCGUCAUUUGAGAUUUUGUUUUUAUUUUAUUUUUGGAACGUCUUAGCUGUUAAGCCGCCACAUGCACGCACAAAAAAACCACAAAAAAGCGCACAAAUGCAUGUCGGGAAGAAAGGUGAAGAAACCAUGUCGGUUUAUUUUCAUGCAACACUGAGGUGGUAUCCGUACGUACGAUUGUAUGUUCUAAACAGACGUUUUUCUUAUGUUUUUACGUCCAGACAUAUUUGUAUAUAUAUUUCAUGUCAUAGAUACACGAAAACAUAAUGUAUAUAGCAGGUCGGUGUACAUUUUAAAUGCAUUUUCAACUUAGUUUAAAAAGGUAAUAACUUUAUUAUAUAUUUUACAUAAGAUAUUUUCUAUACGAAACGGAUAAGAAAGAAAAUCGAAAGAA
Molecule: messenger RNA, 2684 nt
Organism: Hydractinia symbiolongicarpus
Lineage: Eukaryota; Metazoa; Cnidaria; Hydrozoa; Anthoathecata; Hydractiniidae
Product: homeobox protein Nkx-2.5-like
Exons: 4
Coding region: 1412-2002 (196 amino acids)
Biological process (GO): regulation of transcription by RNA polymerase II; cell differentiation
Cellular component (GO): nucleus
Molecular function (GO): RNA polymerase II cis-regulatory region sequence-specific DNA binding; DNA-binding transcription factor activity, RNA polymerase II-specific
Source: RefSeq, a predicted model, not a curated record